This is a messenger RNA of Eruca vesicaria subsp. sativa (arugula), 828 nucleotides long. The record is from the annotation of a GenBank genome assembly. NCBI's taxonomy places the organism in Eukaryota, Viridiplantae, Streptophyta, Magnoliopsida, Brassicales, Brassicaceae.
GAAGACGUCCUCGUCGUCAACUAUAAAUGCCACAUUGUUCUUGCAUAUAUGUAUGUUUAUAGAUCUAUACUUGUACAAUACCUAACAGCUGGUGCCUCUUGUCAUAUAUCCUCUGUCCUGAUUAAAAAAAUAAAGAGAAAUAUGAACACAACCAAGUUUGAUGUGUCACCGUUUUUACUCCUCGAAGAAUUUGCAGAUUCCGAUGGCGAAGGCACCGUUCAGAUCAAUGAAGCCCUCGACGGCGGCGAAUCCAAUGAUGGCGAUGAUAAGUCUUGUAGUACCAGUUUGUACGAGACGUCUUGUAUGACGGCGACGAGUCAGAGACAUAGUUUUGAUCCGGAGGAGGAGGAUACGGUGAACGAAGAAAGAAUAUUCACCGCCGUAGAGGAAGAUGACGAGGAUGGAGAAGGGGAGGUGAACAGCUACAGAAGAUGCGGGAUAAGCCACUUUGUAAAACUGAGCGUUGAUUCUAGUGAGGUGGUCAGUGAGAUGGACAAAAGUCGAAUGUUCUGGGAAGCUUGUCUCGCUUCUUGAUCACUCUAUCUUGUCUCGCCAAAAAAAAGAGAGGAAACGAAUAUAUACGUCGUCUAGCUUAGGUAAAAUACUUAAAUACAUAUGUCUAGCUUUUUUUCUUUCCUUUUGGUGGUUUCUGCUUGUAAUUGUGCCUAUGAAUUCUCUUAUAUCCGCCCAUCAAUUAUGUAUAGAAGAGUCAAUCAUUCUGAUGGUGUUCUCUUAUAAAGUUACUAGAUUCUAACUCAAAAGACGGGUAUAUUUUUAUUUUUAUCUUUUAAGAACUUUAAUUGUUAUAUUUGUGUUUUUCUAUAUAAU